UUUGUUUUUUCUUGCCCAGACAUGUGACAAGUGGAGAUGGAGAAAUUGCUUUCAAAAUGAUAAAGACCAACAUUUCAUUAGUUGUUGCACAGCUCGAUGACAUUCGCAAACAUCCGAAAAAGUUCAUCUGCCUAAAUGAUAAUAUCGACCAUUCAAUGGCAGAAGCCAAAAUGGUCAAAGCUAUUUUAAAUGAUUUUUUUGAAUCAAUGUUUCCAAUGCAAUCACAUUUUGAACUCCCAAAAGAAUACCGGAAUCGUUUUCUUCAUUUACAUGAACUUCUUGAAUGGCAGAAAUAUCGAAACUGGCUCCGGUUUUGGACAUAUUUAACUUUGAUCAUUUUGGUGAUGUUAGCACUCCUAUCCUUCUGUUCUGACCGAAUUGAAUCAUGGCAUAGGAGAUUCCUACAUCGACGUUCAACAUCUCGAAAUGUCAGCAGACAGUCAUCAACCAAGAAGAAAAGCAGCAAAACUUCCACAGCAAGACAAGAACCACAGAACUGAAAAUUUGGUUUUAACCCAUGAAGCAUGACUACAAUUAAAUGAAGACUGAAGUGAAUUUUUGCCAGGAACAUGGUACAUAUGAAUCCCAAAACCCUAGUUUACAGUGAUGCAACAGUGUUACUAAUACAUAUAGUGAUUUACUUACUGGUAUUGGCAGAAAUAACUUACAUCAUUUGUAACCAACAUUACAGUUACAUGGUUUAAACCAGAUAACAACCAUAUGGAGUAAUCUGAGCAGAGAGGUGCAAAGAAAAGUAUCAUACAUUAUGAUUAGAAUGUAAGACUAUCAUCUCAUUGUAAAAAGUGCAAAAAAUUAAUGGUAUAUAGGAACAAAAGCUCUGUGACAUGCUCAGCGUUACGAAAUAACUUACGUUAUGAAAAUGAUAUGGCAGUCUUUUGUUUUUUUUCCAAUUAUUUCUCUGAGCUCGUUCAGCUGGAAGAGAUAAUAGAAUGCUGCACUUCAGUUUUUCAGUAUUCAGUUUCAUUCGUCCUAUAUUCUACGUCUAAAUUUUGCUGGAGCUGAUAUUACAUUUUUUUUUCUCGAAAGUUAUUAUUAGUACACCAAAGUUAGUCCAAAUAGAAUUUGAUUUAAUAAAAAUUGCCAGGCACCUACUUAAAAGUAAUUAUUAGUUUUUAAGCAAUUAUUUAGUUUUAGUCUAAAUUAAAAACAAGUAAUUCAUAAAUAAUUCUGACAGCUUAGUGCCAUGAGUUAUGCCCCUUGGACAAAGACUAACUUUGUUCAGCGUUUGCCAGGUUCACGAGAUUGGAUACUUACUUCUCGUUUCGGUGAUUAUCAAGAAAGGGAGCAAUCGCUUCAAUAAUAUGCAAAUGUUUAAAUUUUUAAAGACGAAAAAAAAAUAAAGACCUAAAAACACCUUUUUGUGCUUGUAUGGAGAAGCGAGUUUUACAAAACUAUAAAUAUGACAAAUAUACGAUAAAACAAAUUUUUAAAGUAUUUGUAAAUACAUUUACACUUUUUUGCUUGCGUAUCAUGGAUUCAAUACUCGUUAUUUAAAUUUCUUUAUAAAUUGACAAAUUGAUGAAUUGAUAAUAAUUUAAACUCUAUCAAUGUAAAAACCUUGAACAAAAUAUUCUUCCUUCAGAUUACGUAUGUGACCAAUUUUUACAGAUAUUUAAAGAUUAAAUAUUUUCUUAUUACCAUUAUUUUCUAUAAAAAGAAAUAA
Messenger RNA from Octopus bimaculoides (California two-spot octopus), 1684 nucleotides. Its product is annotated as N-acetylglucosamine-1-phosphotransferase subunits alpha/beta. Gene Ontology annotation, cellular component: Golgi apparatus. Gene Ontology annotation, biological process: carbohydrate phosphorylation; N-glycan processing to lysosome. Gene Ontology annotation, molecular function: calcium ion binding; UDP-N-acetylglucosamine-lysosomal-enzyme N-acetylglucosaminephosphotransferase activity. The record is from RefSeq and is a predicted model, not a curated record. Lineage: Eukaryota; Metazoa; Mollusca; Cephalopoda; Octopoda; Octopodidae.